UAGCGCCGAAUACUCAGUUUUGCUACAACUUCCAUACACAUUUUUUGAAAUGCUGUUUUACUCAUUUUUUAAGUCCCUUGUAGGAAAAGACGUUGUAGUAGAGCUAAAAAAUGACUUGAGCAUAUGCGGAACAUUACAUUCUGUGGAUCAGUACUUGAAUAUUAAACUUACCGAUAUUAAUGUUACGGACCCUGACAAAUAUCCGCACAUGUUAUCUGUGAAAAAUUGUUUCAUUAGAGGCUCUGUUGUUCGAUAUGUCCAAUUGCCAGGUGACGAGGUAGACACACAACUUCUGCAGGAUGCAGCACGGAAAGAAGCCGUAGUUAGUACAAGAUAAAAGUAGUACAUAGAAUUUUUAUGCAUUUCAAAAAUCAGUUCAAAAAUAAUUAAAACUUAAAUAUUUCAUA
Anastrepha obliqua is the source of this 407-nucleotide messenger RNA. RefSeq names its product U6 snRNA-associated Sm-like protein LSm2. Gene Ontology annotation, cellular component: catalytic step 2 spliceosome; precatalytic spliceosome; P-body. Bases 50 to 337 code for a protein of 95 amino acids. The record is from RefSeq and is a predicted model, not a curated record. The transcript is spliced from 3 exons. Lineage: Eukaryota; Metazoa; Arthropoda; Insecta; Diptera; Tephritidae. Gene Ontology annotation, biological process: mRNA splicing, via spliceosome. Gene Ontology annotation, molecular function: RNA binding.